UUCCAACUACAUACCAAGCCAUAGGAGCAUUGACUCGAUGGCUCAAACCCUCCGUAACCUCCUCUUAGUCUUACUCGGGCGUCCACCACAACCGCCGCCGCCGCCGCCUCAAUGGGAAUACGAUGUGUUCGUGAGUUUCCGAGGCGAGGAUCUGAGGAGAAACUUCAUAGCGCAUCUCUUCUCCGCUUUGAGCCAGGCCUCGAUCCGGUGCUUCAGAGACAACGCGAGAGAAGACAUUGGGGAGGAAAUUAAAUCCAAGCUUUUUAAAGCGAUUGGGCGUGCGAGGAUUGCUCUCAUCGUGUUCUCCGAGAAAUAUGCCGACUCGAAGUGGUGCAUGAGCGAGCUGGUCGAGAUUCUGGAGUGCCGGAAGAGGUUCAGAAACCAUGGUCACCUAGUUAUUCCCAUCUUCCACAAGGUAAAAGCCGCAGACAUUUCGAAUUUGACGAGCGGAAGUGAAUUUGCUCAAGGUUUUGAGAGAUUGUGUGGAAACCAGAGAGAUGACGGGCAGAUACAGAAAUGGAGGGACGCCCUGAUAGAGACUAAGCAUUUGACAGGAUUCGACUUGAGGAAUGAUGCCGGAGGGGAUGAAGGGAGACUCGUGGACAUAAUAGUAAAGCACCUUGUCGAGAAAAUCCACGAAACAUGGCCACUCUGCAUUGUGAAAAAUGCAAUUGGAGUGGAAUUCUUGGUAGAUGAGGUGAUUUCUUUAAUUACAAUGGGCCAAAAGAAGGACGUGUGCGUUAUCGGUAUAUGCGGAGUAGAAGGAAUAGGAAAGACGACAGUGGCCGAAGUCAUCUACGAGCGCAUUCACCGUGAUUUCGAGUGUUCCGUCUUUCUUGAUAAAGUUGAAGAAGCAGAUUGCAACAAUCUUGUAGGUAUAUUAGGCCUACAGAAGAAGCUGCUCCAUAAUCUCAUAAAGGUAGAAGGAUGGAGGAUGUAUGAUGACAUUCAAACCAACAUCAAGGUGAUAAAGAGUAACAUGUGCCGUAAAAGAAUACUUCUUAUUCUUGAUAAUGUAACUAGGAAAGAACAAAUUGACUACUUCGGAGCCAGAGAGCGAGAACUGCUGUGUCCUGGGAGCAGAAUUUUGAUCACAACCAGAGACCAAAACUUGCUAAAAGAUCUCAAGGUAGAUGACAAGUGUAUGGUCAAAGGAUUGGGCAAGAAUGAGGCACUCCGGCUCUUUUGUCGCCAUGCCCUGAAGAGAGAAGAACCUCAAGAAGGCUACGAGGAGUUGUCCCGAAGUCUAGCUCAUUAUGCAGGAGGUCAUCCAUUGUCUCUUAAAAAGUUGGGCUCGUACCUAAAUGGCAAGUCGAAACAUCUAUGGCAUCGGACAUUGGAGAAGUUGGUUAAAAGCCCUUAUCUCGAUUCGCUCUUUUGUCCCUUCAGGUCAGUCGGGCCAUAUGGAGGUCAAGGCGGUGAUGCUUUUGAUGAUGGGGCACACACUGGUGUGCGGCAAAUUAGGCUGUACGGACAGUCAGUUAUUGAAUCCAUCACCAUCGAUUAUGAUCAAAACGGGUGUUUAGUGAGAUCUGUCCAGCACGGUGGACCUGCCCCUGACAAUGAAACGCUGGUGAGAUUGGAUCAUCCAAGUGAAUACAUAAUUUCUAUAUCAGGCCAUAUUGAUUAUCAUGGUGAUCAUAAUGUUGUCCGGUCUCUCAAGAUCCACAGCAACAAGCAGAUAUAUGGACCUUUUGGAUCUGAACAAGGAUGGCCUUUUCAUCUCUCACAUUCGGAUGGAAAGAUUAUUGGGUUUCAUGGGAAAUGUAGCAGCCAUCUCCACUCAAUCGGAGCACAUUUCAGGCCGAUUUCUCCCCCAUAUCCAUUUGAUGUCGUGGGACCAUUCGGUGGUGAUAGUGGCAUGGACAUUUGGGAUGACGGAAAAUACACGGAUGUGAGGCAAAUUGUCGUAGGCUUCGAUUUGGCAAUUACGUCCAUCUCCAUCUUAUAUGACCAACAUGGACAUCCGGUCGGUCCGUUCACACAUGGCACAAGUGGAGGAGGCAAAACCUGUACGAUUAAGCUCGAUUAUCCAAGUGAGUACUUGACAUCCAUCUCGGGCUACAUUGAAGAAGUUUCCAGACUCGCCUUUCUCCAAUCAUUGACAAUCCAUACUAAUAAAAGGGAUCAUGGACCGAUCGGAACAGCUAAUAAAGGGAGGCAUUUUUCAUUUCCAUACACUGGCGGCAAAAUUGUCGGGUUUCAUGGGAGUUGCAAUGGCCCUCAUCUCGAGUCCAUCGGAGGCUUUUAUGAGCCGAUUCCUCAUACAUAUCCUAUUAAGGUUUUUGGGCCUUUUGGAGGCGAAGGCCAAAAAUCCUGGCAUUUUUCUGAUUUAAGGGGAUUGAUGUUCACUACGCAGACUUCAUCAAGUCCAUUACUUUUAAAGUCGACGAUGCCACCGACUCCGAACCACAAACUAAUUACAGUGGAUAUGGCGGGGAGAAUACUUUCAAGUCACUCACGUCGAAUCUCGUAUCCUAUGGCCUGUUUGCAGGUUAAACUGAUAAAUGGAGAGUACAUAACUUCUUUUGCUGGAUAUCUCCAAAAUGCAAAUGGUUGUGGUACUAUAAUCAACUCGCUCACAUUUCAAACCAACAUGAGAAUAUUGGGACCCAUUGGUACAGAGGAAGGGGAGUACUUCUCCUUACCAUCGGAAGCUGGGAAAGUUAUCGAGUUCUUCGGGAGAAGUGAUGAUUUUCUCAAAUCUAUUGGAGCACACGUCGAAUUAUAUUCUAAUAAGCUCUAUCCCUUUAGUUCUGUCGGGUUAUUUGAGAGGUCAAAUGCAUCCUUUUGGGAUGAUGGCAAUAAGCAUACCAACGUAAGGAAAAUCAUUGUUGAAUUUGAACCUAGUAAAGGGUCGCGUAUCCGAUCAAUCGCUUUUCAAUAUGAAGAGGAGAGUAAAGAAUUGUGGCAAUCUGAGACACAUGGUUGCAUUGAUGGAAACAACUUCCAUACGAUGCGGAACGUCGAAAUCCAUACGAUCAAAAUACAAGAUCCAGAUGAGUAUUUGACUUCAAUAUCUGGGUAUCUUUCUCUUGGUGGCAUUCAAUCGCUCACAUUUCAAACUAACAAAAAAACGAUAGGACCUAUUGGUGAUGAAGAUUAUGCACUGCACUCCUCAUCUCCUGCAACGGGUGGCAAAAUUGUUGGAUUUUAUGGGAGGGGAGGUCAAUGUCUUGAAGCUAUUGGGGCAUAUUUUGAACCGAUAUCUCAUCUCUACCCAAUCAAAUCAAUUGGGCCAUUUGGAGGCCUAGGUGGGUGUGCUUGGGACGAUGGUAAAUUCAGUGGUGUGAGGGAAAUACAGGUAAUGUACGACGAUGUUAUCCGUUACAUUGUGUUUUCAUAUGACAAGAAUGGUGAACGAGUUUGCUCAGCUAUGCAUGGUGGCCCCACUGGGGAAGAUAAGUCCAAGGUCGCUUGGGUUAGAUUGGAUUUUCCACAGGAGUACUUAACAUCGAUCUCUGGUUACAAGCGAGAGAAUGGUGAUGGCAACAUCGACAAUGCUAUUGUUCAGUCACUCACAUUUUACAGUAAUAGAGGAAGACAUGGUCCCUUUGGCAAGGAGACAGGGACGCACUUUUGGUAUCCAUCGACCAGAAGCAAAAUCAUCGGCUUUCAUGGGAGAUGUAGUAGGGAGACUCUCAAUGCUAUAGGAGUGUAUGCCGAGCCCAUACCGCACUUGUAUCCUUUCGAAAUCAUUGGACCCUUCGGAGGCUCUGGUGGAACUGAAUGGGAUGAUGGAGUGCAUAGUGAGGUGAGGGACUUUCAUAUCAUUGCCACCGACGUAAUUCACUCGAUCGCGAUUAUGUACGAUGACAAUGGUUCCAUCGUUCGAGGCUCUCAACAUGGCCGAGGAGACGGGGCUCUGGACACCUGGGUCGAUCUUGAUUAUCCCAAGGAGCGUCUAGUUUCAAUAUCUGGUUGGAUGAAGGGAAAUGGAAAAACUCCACAAACUGUCAUCCAAAACCUGAAAAUACAUACCACGAAGACCACUCACGGGCCGUUUGGAUCAGAGGAUGCUCUUGGAAUGUCAACAGAAUUUAGUAUCCCGCCGGUAUCAGGCAAAGGCAGGAUCGUUGGCUUUUUCGGAAGGGCGGGAUCGUGUCUUAAUUCUAUCGGAGCGCGUUUGGAACCAUAUUAGCUUAAACCCCCUCCCUCCCCCAAGCUUUAUAUAUAUCUAUAUGUUGUCUUUGGCUUGUGAUUGUAAGAAUCUUCUUUUUUAUUUCCUAGUCUUUUUUAAAGCGUUGGUCAUGGCAAGUUUCGCUUGACAUGAGGAUUAACAAUGCGGAUGCUAUGAGACGUAGCUAAGAUUAUAUUUGGAUGGGAUUACUAGUCGUCAAAGAGAAGAAAAUGAAGAAUAUAAAUGCAUGAAUAGUUAUCCGAGAA
This is a messenger RNA of Eucalyptus grandis, 4386 nucleotides long. RefSeq lists its product as uncharacterized. Gene Ontology annotation, biological process: signal transduction. The record is from RefSeq and is a predicted model, not a curated record. The transcript has 9 exons. Gene Ontology annotation, molecular function: carbohydrate binding; ADP binding. The coding region runs from base 38 to 4141 and encodes 1367 amino acids. Lineage: Eukaryota; Viridiplantae; Streptophyta; Magnoliopsida; Myrtales; Myrtaceae.